ACAGGUUUUGACACUAAUAUAGAUAGAAUAUGGGAUAUUAUAUCAGAAGCAAUUCGAUAUGCAGCAAACAAAAACAUACCAAGAAAGAAAGUGACAAAUGAUACCUUCUAUAUGAAAUGCAAGCGCAAGACCUCAGCUCUACACAAAUCUAUUGUGGCACUUAGCAAGAUAAUACAGUCAGUCAAGAAGGUACUAGAUACAAGAACGGCUCUGGUGAGGGUAAAUGACACAAAUAAAGCAAUAGACAAAAUAAACGCAGAACAAGGUACCAAUAUAGAGCAGAUUAGGCAUGUUGAUGAGACCGUAUUAACUGAGUGGGUGCAAGUAGCCAAGCAUGGUUUGAAAGCUAUGAGAUUGCAAGAAAGGCUUAAAGAUGAUAAGCAG
Molecule: messenger RNA, 384 nt
Organism: Dentiscutata heterogama
Lineage: Eukaryota; Fungi; Glomeromycota; Glomeromycetes; Diversisporales; Gigasporaceae
Source: the annotation of a GenBank genome assembly